AGCAUUUGGUCAAACAAAACCUAGUUGCUCGGAUACAUGUGGCAAUCUUAGCAUUCCUUACCCUUUUGGCGCAACUCUUGAUUGUUCCUUCCACGAGUCGUUUCUUAUUGCCUGCAACAACACUCAAACAACAAAUACUAAUGGUACUGAUAAUAAUGAACGAAAAUAUGACUUCACUCUCUCAUAUUCAAUUUAAUUAUUAUGGUUAGUCAUUGUUAGAAAAAAAUAAAUAAAACAUUUAAAUAAAGAAAAGAAAAAGGAUAUUGCAAAAACGAAAGGAAAAAGGGAACUAAAGAAAAGCACAAGUAGUGAGAAAUCAAAUGUAAUUACCAAGAUGGGAUGUCCCCAAAGCCCGCCACCCCUUCCCCCAAGUCCCCCCACUUGAUUGGCCCUUGGCCAUUCCUUUUUAAAUAUAUAAAAAGCUGUCUGUCUGAUCGAACGGACACAAACUGCAUUCUACUUUUUAUCCCAUUCAAGAUUCAGCCCUCUCUCUCUUUCGGUCUUCCCCCCUCGGAGUCGGAGUCUCAAUCACACAAAAAGCACCCAAAUUAAUUAGAACAAUAUUAAUAUAUAUACAAUCAGUGGACAGCAGUAGUAGUUGCUAGCAGUCUCUGUCUCUGUGUGUCUGAGUGUGUUGUGCUGAGAUUCUCCAAUGGCUCUUAAUCCUAAUCUGUUGAACAUAGUUAUGAUAUUGUGUCUAGUACUACUCUUUCCUGUGAUCAAUGCUGUGAAACAUGAAGAAUUUGAAGUGCAGAGACUACUGGGAGAAGGUGACAGGGUCACCAACUUGCCCGGACAGCCGCCGGUUUCAUUCCCGCACUACGCCGGCUACGUCCGACUUCCCAAUUCGGGGAAGGCCUUGUUCUACUGGUUUUUUCAAGCCCAAGAGAAUGCAUCUCGAAAACCGCUCGUCCUUUGGCUUAAUGGAGGACCUGGGUGCUCAUCUGUAGCUUAUGGAGCUGCACAAGAACUGGGCCCCUUUCUUGUUCGAAGCAAUGGAACCCUAAUUCUUAACGAUUUCUCCUGGAACAAAGUUGCCAAUGUGCUGUUCCUGGAGUCACCUGUUGGAGUAGGGUUUUCUUACACAAACAACUCCAAGGAUCUGCGUACGCUGGGCGAUGGAAUCACAGCAGCUGAUACGUAUGCUUUCCUGGUGGAAUGGUUUAAGAGGUUCCCAACCUUCAAACCCCACGAUUUCUACAUUUCUGGGGAGAGCUAUGCUGGCCAUUACGUUCCCCAGCUUGCUGACCUCAUCUACGACCGAAACAAUCGAACCACCAGAUCAUCAUCCCCAUCAGACUCCUCGUCUUUCAUAAAUCUCAAGAUUGGGAAUGCUGUGAUCAAUGGACCGACAGACAACAGUGGGAUGUUUGAUUAUGCAUGGAGUCAUGCCAUAAUCUCGGACACGCUAUACGACAAUUUAGUCAAGAAGUGUGAUGUCGUACACGAUGACAACCAAACAGAAGAGUGCAAUGAUCACGUUCGAGCCUUCUUACAAAAUUAUUCUCAAAUUGACAUCUACGGUAUUUAUGCACCCCUCUGCCUCACUGAUCCAUCUCCAUCUACUACUACUUCUCCCAAACCAACAAGGAUUAAUAAUUUCAUGAAAAAUGUUGCACCUCGGCUGCUUACUCAACAUGAGCUUUGGCAGAGGCUACCAUCAGGGUAUGAUCCCUGCAUAGAGGAUUACGUUGAGCAAUAUUUCAACAGAAAGGAUGUUCAGAAGGCCCUACAUGCAAAUGUUACUAACCUUUCCUAUCCUUACUCCCCGUGCAGUGGCGUCAUAAAGGAAUGGAAGGACUCGCCUGACACUGUACUGCCAAUCAUUCAGAAGCUCUUGAAAGCUGGCUUGCGUAUUUGGAUUUAUAGCGGUGACACGGAUGGGAGGGUGCCGGUAACAUCAACGAGGUACAGCAUAAAGAAGAUGGGUUUAAGAGUAAAGCAACCAUGGAAAGCAUGGUUUGAUAAGGGUCAAGUGGCCGGGUGGGCGGAGACGUACGAGGGCGGCCUGACAUUUGCGACGGUGAGGGGCGCAGGGCACCAAGUCCCGGUGUUUGGACCUCGUCAGUCUCUUUCUCUAUUUACCCAUUUCCUCCAUCCCAAUCCCAACACUACCCACGGCCUCCCUUCUUCUCGCUUUUAGGCUUUGAGCUAAGAAUAGGAUGCUACUGGCUAGCUAGGGAUCCUCGCAUCUGCAGGUUUACAGCCAACAAGGUGUAAUAUGACUCAUAAUUAAGUUUAUUAAUAAUACGUAGUGUGUUUUUCAUCAAA
Pyrus x bretschneideri (Chinese white pear) is the source of this 2271-nucleotide messenger RNA. RefSeq names its product serine carboxypeptidase-like 35. The transcript is spliced from 7 exons. NCBI's taxonomy places the organism in Eukaryota, Viridiplantae, Streptophyta, Magnoliopsida, Rosales, Rosaceae. Gene Ontology annotation, cellular component: vacuole. The record is from RefSeq and is a predicted model, not a curated record. Gene Ontology annotation, molecular function: serine-type carboxypeptidase activity. Gene Ontology annotation, biological process: proteolysis. The coding region runs from base 653 to 2143 and encodes 496 amino acids.